Ceratitis capitata (Mediterranean fruit fly) is the source of this 7217-nucleotide messenger RNA. It is a transcript of the gene htk, whose product is annotated as AT-rich interactive domain-containing protein 4B. Lineage: Eukaryota; Metazoa; Arthropoda; Insecta; Diptera; Tephritidae. The transcript is spliced from 7 exons. Gene Ontology annotation, cellular component: nucleus. Gene Ontology annotation, molecular function: transcription cis-regulatory region binding. Gene Ontology annotation, biological process: regulation of transcription by RNA polymerase II. Bases 485 to 7108 code for a protein of 2207 amino acids. The record is from RefSeq and is a predicted model, not a curated record.
CUGCUACUUGCUCCUAAUACGGCUAUACUGAGAUCUCUCAGUCGAAAUACAUAAAACAACCAGAGAACGUUAAAUUAAUAACAGGAAGAAGUGUUUUACAUUGUUCGAACGGUCAUUGAAUCCAAGUUUUCGUACAUAAAAGGGGUUUGCUUCUACCUUGUGUGAAUUUGCCUUGGUGAAUGUAAUCGAACAACUCUUAUUUGUUGAUUUUAACACCAGAUGUCGCAUAUUAAACAGUCAUUUUCCUUUAUUGUGUUUUCUUAAUUUUGGUAGAUAAAGAAUAGUGUUGUGUUUUUACCAUCUCUUAUAAAAACGAUUUAAAUUAUCCAAAAUUUCUGAAUAUUAAUGUCAAAUUAAAGGAUAGAGGCUUGGCUGCAGUGAUUUCGGUGCGUUUUUGGUUUGUUUUAGAAAUGCUUAUAAAUUGUUCGCAAAAGUGGCGUUUAUAAGCGAUAACAUAAGUUUUGAACGUUAUUUUCUUCAGAAAAUGCAACAAGUGGACACAGAUCCACCAUCCCUACCGGUUGGUACGGAGGUAAGUGCCAAAUAUAAAGGUGCUUUUUGCGAAGCAAAAGUUAGUAAAGUAGUUCGUAACAUAAAAGUCAAAGUUGCAUACAAGCAAGGGCUAGGAUCGGGAAUCGUAUCCGACGAUUUAAUAAAAGUGGCACCUGGACAAUUACGCGUAGGUGCUACUGUUGAAGUGCGUCACCCUGACCGAAAAGAUUUAGUGGAAGGAACUGUGACCAAAAUUCAAGAUUGUUCCCAAUAUACCGUUGUUUUUGAUGACGGAGACAUAACCACAUUACGUCGUACGGCUUUAUGCUUAAAAAGUGGACGCCACUUCAAUGAAAGUGAAACGUUAGAUCAAUUGCCAUUAACACACCCCGAACAUUUUGGAAAUCCUGUGGUAGGAGGACGUAGAGGACGCAGGCGAGGUCAGUUAAAUGAUGACAGCUCCGAAGAAGAGGAUGAAAGCGACACGAAAGAGGUUGUUAACGAAAAGGAGGAACAUAUUGGCAAAGUGGUUUGCGUGGAAAUGGAAACAAAGAAAAAGGACAAAGAGAAAUGGUUUCCCGGACUUGUAUUAGCCCCCACAGCACAAGUAAAUGUACGAAUUCGAGUAAAAGAUGAAUAUUUGGUGAGGUCUUUUAAGGAUGGUCGAUAUUAUACAGUACCGAAAAAAGAAGCUACGGAUUUUACACGUGAGGCUGCUGCUAAGCAAGAUGGACAGGCAGUGCAAGCAGCUCUCCAAUAUUUAGACAGUGGAGCCCUACCUCCACAUUGGGAUCGCGAAUCUUUAUUUGGACUUAAUAAUUCAUCUAGCGAAGGAGACGGAGAACUAGAAUCGGAUUCAUCUGAUGACGAGCCUCGAGAAGAAAAAGAUCGCUUUGUGGCGCAACUUUAUAAAUACAUGGAUGAUCGUGGCACUCCAUUAAAUAAAGUGCCGUCAAUUCAAAAUCGAGAUGUAGAUUUAUAUCGACUUUUUCGUGCAGUACAAAAAUGUGGGGGAUACAACCGCGUAACAGCCAAAAAUCAAUGGAAGUCAAUUGCUGUACGUCUGGGUUUUACACCAGUAACAAUAAGUGUAACAAACUUAGUAAAACAAGCGUAUAAAAAAUUUCUUCAGCCCUAUGGUGAAUUUCAUCGCAAACUUGGAUGUUCUAUGUUAAUGACACCUCGCAAUUCCAACCGUAGCAAGGGGCGAAGUUUAGUACGAGCUAACUCUGUUGCCUCCCCAAAACCAGUUGACAAUGUAAAGGAUGUCACAAAUAGGACUACAACAAAUACUAACACAGUACUAUCAUCCUCAUCAUCGUCCUCAUCAGCUUCCAGCAGUCAAAAUAUGUUAGCAUCCUCUGUUGCUCAGAUUAAUAAUGCAACGAAUAUAAUAGCGGCAGGCACUCCAUCCGUAACGGAAGAAUCUGAAAAUACAAGCGAAUCUAGUUUAGAUAACGCAAAGAACAAGCGCAAGCUGAUGACAGGGAAAGUUAAAGGACUUAUAGAAAAAUAUGAAGAGAAGACGAGGGACGACUGUGAUCUUCCAUUAGCAAAAAUUAAAGUGGCAGCAGAUUUGUCGCGUCCUGAAGACAAGGAUAAGGAGGUAUCUGUAAAGGGAAUUGUCGCAGCCCCUAACCUGAACUUACGGGAUUCUUCCCCACCAGGAACAAGCGGUGCAAAUAAAAAGGAUAAAAUCCAAAAAAAGCAAACCCCCCAAAGUGAUGAUAAACGAAAUAAACGCAAAAAAGAUGAUAUUAUCGAAAAAGUGGAUAUUGGCGAUUUUAUCGUUGAGGUAGGAGACAAACUUAAAGUUUAUUACCAUGAAAAGAAGGUUACUUAUGAAGCUAAAGUUAUCGAAAUAUCUGUACAACGAGGAUCUCCAAUGUAUCUAGUACAUUAUACUGGAUGGAACAAUCGCUAUGACGAAUGGGUACCGAGGGAACGUAUCGCGGAAAACAUAACUAAAGGUUCAAAGCAAAAAGGACGGCUGUCAAAUCCAGGAGCUAUUGAGAAGCAAAAAGAGAAUCCGUCAAAACCGCCAACAGCGCCGUUAAUGAAUUUAUCGGGCCCACCAAAUUCAAACGCUAAUAUAUUAAGUAGCACACCGAUAUCUACAAAAAUGUCGGUGGCAGCUAAACGUGGUCGUGGUAGAAGCGAUUCACUCCCACCGCGGUCAACUACACCCUCGUCUAUAGCAUCUAAUUCAAGUCGGACAAAAUCACCAGCUACUGCUGGUCUAAAAAGAAGACCAAUUCGUUCAUUGGCAAAUUCUGCACGGCGCACAUCAGCAAAUGUUUCUGAUGCUUCUUUGCAAAGCGAGUCAGACACAGACUCAGAUGAACCAGUACGACGGCCAAGACGUGGUACCAAAGAAAUGGACUAUAAAUCAGGUUCAUUAAGCGGAAAGGUAACAAUUAAGAAUAGCCAGUCAGAUUCAGAUGUUGACGACGAAGAGGAAGCGACUUCGACAAAUUUGGAAACAAAUAAUAGCACUACCAUGAACAUAAAUUCCAAAAGUCAUAAUUAUGAUUUAAGUCAAAUACAUCCUGAAGAAAGAGAAUUUCAGAAUUUAAAAUCUCCUACAUCGUCAUUAGCUGAGGAGGAUGCACAUGUAUCAACUGCAAAAGAAGAAGUAACGGUUAAAAGUGAAAUUAUUACAGACGUUAAAAAUGUUUGCAUUUCUAGAAACAUAACAGUAGUUGAGUUAAACACUGAAGCUCCGUUUGAAAAAGAAGAUGUAAAACAAGAUUUAAAAGAGGAAAAUUUGAAAUCCUCCACGGAUAUGUCGUCGGAGACGGAAUCAUUUUGUGAUGACGAUUCCCAAUCAUCUGGGAAAACUACGACUCUCGAGAACAUGACAAAAAAGUUUCAGCAGAAAAUCAAAGCAGGCAAACAACAGGCUUUAGAAAAGCUUUCCUGCGGAAAACCUACUAUUGAGCGGGUGCCAAAAGUCGUCGAGAAAAUAAUAAAGGAUUCUCUUGCAGAAAAACUACAGGAGAGUCUUAAAACUAAGCCCGAUAUUAAAAAAGAAGAAAACUUGGGCGCGACUGAAAGUGACACUGUCAUUUGUAAAUCUGACAUUGACAAAAAAGAUGAAGGUAAAAAGAAUAGCAUUCAAACUGAUUUCACACAAAAAAGCACUUCGAGUGGUCAAUACAGAUUUGGAAGUACGAUGGGCGAAAGCAAAUAUUCUUCAGUUAUUCUUGAAAAAUCUUCGAACACGGUUAAGAAAAUAGAAUUGAGUUGCAGUAAAAAAUCCGAGAUGUGCAGGAAAGGAACACAAGAUUUAUCAGAAGUUCAAUCAAAAAAAAAUAUAGAGUCAGUGUGUAAGGAGUUAAGCAAGCCUGAACCGUCGUCAGCUUGCUCACCAUCAUCUUCUUCUUCAUCGUCAUCAUCAUCGUCAACUUCCACAUCAUCGCGUUCUUUGCCAGACAUGAGUAAGUUAGAUAUUAGUGGUGGAUCUUCAGCAUCUUCACUGCAUUUGUCUACUAAUAAAGAUUUAAAGUUAAUGUCAGUUGCACCAAAAGAAGCUUCACCGGAUAUAUAUGAGUUCAAGGAUCCAGAACCAUUUGAAUUUGAAAUAAGAAAAUUGCAAACUACUAGCUCAAAUUCAUCUUCAUUAAGCUCAAGUGUAUUAAGUGGAGGUAUUACCACCUUGAGUCCUCGAAAGCCAAUUUCGAAAGUUGUAACUCAACAAGUAGUGGUUAGUGAAAAGCAAUCAUCUCAAAGUCCAAUCGCAGCUCUAAUGAAUCGCAAGAAAAGGGGAUCCCCAUUGAAAGAAUCCUCAGUAGAAAAAACUAAGCUUUUUAAAACUGAAGAAAAAACAAAUUAUAUUUCUGAUAGUAGUUCAACUAAAGGUAGUAUAACCAGUCAAACAAAAUUAUUGACUCCGAACACCGCAGCUCAAAAAACCGUUGAAAUAUCAGAAAAUACUUCAUUUGAUUCGUUAAGAAAAUCGCCUAGUUUCAAUGUUAACAUUAAUGCAUUGAAUGAGGAGUUAGCACAAACAGUGCAGGAAACAACUAGAGCUCUUACUGAUGCCUUUCAAACACCGAACACGUGUUCUCUACAAGAAGUCACCAAUAAUCCUCCAAAACUGGAAUCUACUGAAGAAACUGAUAUUGAAACUUUAACCACUCCCCCUCGAAGGAGUAUACAAUCAAAUGAUUCCAAAUCGGCUAGUCCCAUAAUAUCAACAGCUUCUAAAGCAAUAAUUGGAAGUCCAUUUAUAGAGACUAGAAGAGAUAUUAGCAAUGUGUUUGAACUGAGUACAAGCGAAGGGCUCACAUCCAUAAGUGAUUCUAAAGAUAACAAGUUUGAAUUUGAAAACGCGAAGAAAAUGCUAUCAGCUACGUCAGAUGCAUUUGAUUUGGAGCCAUCAAAAUACGAGAAUAGGCCGACAUCCAUCGCAGAUAAACUGCUUAAAGCUAUAAGUCAAAAGAAAGAGGAGGAUAAACAAAGAGUUGAGCCUAAAACUGAAAAAGAAGGUGAAAGUAAAUCUACAAUUGAUAAUAUUGCAAUAGCAAAGAAUGUGUUGGGGGGCUUACAUGAUAUUGGAGUCGGAUUAAUCGAGCCGCUGAAUAUUAAUACUGAUUUGCCAGGAUCUUCCACUAGUUAUAUAUGUAGUGGAAGCAAUUUGGGUAUGGAAAAGCUACCAAUCAUAUCGACAUUACAUAAACCCACCCCUCUUACAAGCCCUGAGACGAAAUUAGGUAUACUAGAGUCGAUUACAGUAAAAAAUAAUGACUUAACAGAAACCAUACAAAAACUUGAAUGCGCCAUUCAACGGAAAACACCUGUGAGUGGGCUUUCCGUUACAACGACACCAAACACAUUUUCCGAUGAUUCAAUGGACAGUACUGAUUCCGAACGUCGGCUUGUUAUUGAAGAUGUAUCAGAAGAUAUUUGUGAUACGCUAAAGAGCCCAAUCUAUACGCAAAACAUUGGAGAACAAAAAUCAAAUAUAUUGGCUCAUAAAGUGGAAGUUAUUGCUUUUAAAACAGCAUCCCAAUCGGGGACCGAAGUUCAAAUUUCUCAAAAAUCUUCAAAUGCAAGUCGAUCCCAACAGCUAAGCUCGUCAGUAUCACCAACUAUAACUAUGAGUGGAGCAAAUAUACUACCAGAGAAAUAUGACCUAUCCAUAACAACAACAAAUGCAGGUUCCCUAAAUAUUUUAAAUGUGCCAAUCACAACAAUUGAAAAAAAAGGACCUUUACUCGGAUAUCAAGAAGCAAAAAAUGAUACCAAUCAAAGUCAACAAGAUUCCCGAUCGAUAGGCGGAGAACAAAAUGAAGAUACGAAAUCGAGUUGUAAUGAAAAUAUUAGCUCAAGGGACAGUUUUAGUAUUAAGUCUUUUGAGACUGGAGACAUUUCAGCAACAAUGAGCUCUUUAUCACCUUCAUUAGGAAAUGCCAAAACUUCAAAGCAACAUGCACUGAGAAUAGCGGAUGUUGUGCCGAUCGUAUUACCGGACAUUCCAGUAUCAGUUGUCGUAGCUUCUGGUGCCGUACCAUCCGUAAAAGCAGCAGCAGAGGCAGCAGCUGCUGCGGCAACUAGGAAUUCACAGACAGACAUUAAAACUAAUGCCCCUAAAACACUCCCAACUUCAAUUAUUAGCACCUCUUCUACUUCGUGUUCGAUGAUAGAGAAAAAACAAGAAACAAAAGUGGUAUCGGACGCAGGAGGACAUAUUAGUAAAUCAGAAAACGUGAAUUUACUUCCAACUGUAUCAGUGUCUCAACUGUCGAGCAUACCAUCUAAUUCAAGAUUUUAUUUGGACGCGCGUACAGAUUUGCGACCUGAGGAUGGUGUAAAGCCCAUAAUAGACAUGCAACGGGAAAAUACCGAAAUAGAAUGUUUGAACUCCAAAGAAGUUGAUGACAGUUUUCGCUCAAAUGAGUUGGCAACAAAUUUUGGUGCUGAUGGCAAUAACGAUUCAAUAAACCUUCUUUGUGAAGAGACAAUUCCUGGCAGCCCCACGCCUGCAUUUGGAGGAAAAGAAGAGCCUAUGUCAACUUCGUUACCCACAGAAAGUACUUUACUUUUAGAUGGCAGCAAAGAAAUAGGCAACACAGAGCCGGCUAAUAUUAAUAGCUCUCCGAAUGAUUCAGCGAGUCAUGAUGAGAGCAGUGAAGACAUAAAAAAGAAUUUGGACAUAGAAAAUGAGAUAUCACCACGAAAACGUCGUCGAACAAGAAAACAGUCGGAAAUUACCAUGGUAUCAGAACAGCAUACCAAAAGGCGAAGGCAAAUGGGUUGCAUGAAAAAGAUUACAGCAGGCUCCGAUAGUGACGAAAACUCUGAUGGGACAUCUCAGCGAAGUACUUUGUCCUCUCGACAUCACUUUCAACAGCAGCAUUUACAACUCCAAGUAUCACAGUCAUCUGUUGGAAUUCGACCUUGUCCUUAUAAUUUCUUAGUGCAAUUAGAUCCUAAUAUGGGUUCAGAACAGUGCAUAACCAUUCUGUUAAAACAGAUCCAAGAAUUACGUAAAACAUACAACACUAUAAAAGGAGACCUAGCUAGUAUUGAUCGAAGACGUAAAAAGUUACGGCGACGUGAAAGAGAAAAGAAACAACAAAUACAAAAUCAACAACAAAUUAAAAUUGCUUAAGAAAUUUUGGCAUAAAACAAUGAUUAAAAUAAUGAAGUAGAAUAUAAAUAAUUCUAUACUUAAUGAUGUUAUUACAAUACGAAAUAAAACUCCUUAAUUUUAUUAAACC